AGUCUGUUUGAACCGUCUCAUCGGUGUUCCACUAAACGUAACGGACGUUAUUUGGAUCAGCAAACUGAGAAACCGACACUCCCUCUUUUCGUAACAACUUUUGGGAAAAAUGAUACGCUUUCGGAACGGGUUUCUGAUCCACGCGAUAAUACACUUCGAAAUUAAUAAAUAAUUCAUAUUAAUGAGGGUGAGUUUGGGAAAGUGUCGAUAGCUCGUUCAAAAUAAAAACAAAUCAAAACAAAUUUAACUAGAGCAAUAAAAUGUAGACAUUAAAAAUGAACAAUUAAAACUUUACAUACCUUUACGUGGGAAAAUAAAAAUCGUAAAACCAUAAUUGACUAAAUAUACAAUUGAACUAAUUUUCUAAUAAUAUAAUAAAAUAAUAUUUUAUCGAAAAUUGUUUUGAAGAAUCUUAAAAGAUGCGGAAAGUAGUGUUUCUACAAACCAUCUUGAUUGUUUCGGUCGUGAGUGGCGGUCCAGCGUGGAAAGAAGUACAAAGAGGCAGUGGAUUGAAAAUAGGUACAACAGGCAACAAAAAUUCCUCAGCUGUCAGAGGAAACGGUAUCAAGUUAGGAGGCAGUACCAGAGGAAUGCGAUCAACAACCACGUCUAUCCCCGAAGAAGAUCACAUUUUUGCUCCCACCGCACCCAGUAUAAAAACUGGAAUUACACAUCUUCAUGUUGGAAUUAUGGUGCCGUAUAAAUCGUUUGGAGCUCGGGAGUAUAAUAAAGCCGCUAGUAGUGCUACCAGUUAUGUUCAACGGAAGCUCAAGUUUUUUAAGAACCACGAUAUACAGGUGCAUUUGGAAAUGAAAGAAAUGACGCCCAGCCCCACAGCCAUUCUCAAAUCUCUCUGCAAAGAAUUCCUCUCCUACAACGUCUCCGCUAUCCUUUACUUGAUGAACUAUGAGCAGUAUGGAAGGAGUACUGCUUCAGCUCAAUACUUUUUGCAAUUAGCCGGUUAUCUUGGAAUACCAGUGAUCGCUUGGAAUGCUGAUAACUCUGGUUUAGAACGUAGAGCGUCUCAACAGUCUUCUUUGAUGUUACAAUUGGCACCAUCGUUGGAACAUCAAACAGCUGCUAUGCUGAGUAUUCUAGAAAGGUACAAAUGGCACCAAUUUUCAGUCGUAACAAGUUUAAUAGCUGGACAUGACGAUUUUAUCCAAGCCGUAAGAGAAAGAGUUUCUGCAAUGCAAGAUCGUUUCAAGUUUACAAUUCUUAACGCGGUGCUGGUAGCGAACCGAGGUGAUUUAGCAGCUCUUGUAGAUUCCGAAGCGCGUGUUAUGCUAUUGUACUGUACAAGGGAAGAAGCCAUCGAUAUUCUAACGGCUGCCCGUGAUUUGCAUCUUACAGGAGAGAAUUAUGUCUGGGUGGUUACACAAAGUGUCGUGGAAAAUCCCUUACAGACGCCAUAUCAGUUUCCAGUUGGAAUGUUAGGUGUUCACUUCGAUACUUCCAGCGCUUCUUUGGUAAAUGAAAUAAUGACUGCCGUUAAGGUAUAUGCCUACGGGGUAGAGGAUUUCACUUCAGACUCUGAAAACGACGGAAGAUCUUUAAACACGCAACUCUCUUGUGACGGCGCUGGAGCUGCCAGGUGGGAUACAGGCGACCGCUUCUUCAGGUAUUUAAAAAACGUCAGUGUUGAAGGUGAACAAGGAAAACCAAAUUUGGAGUUCACGCAAGAUGGUGUUUUGAGAUCUGCCGAGUUGAAAAUAAUGAAUUUACGUCCAGGAAUUAGCAAGCAGUUAGUUUGGGAAGAAAUUGGUGUAUGGAAAUCGUGGCAGAAACAAGGGCUCGAUAUAAAGGACAUCGUUUGGCCUGGAAACAGCCAUACACCACCCCAGGGAGUACCCGAGAAGUUCCAUUUGAAAAUAACUUUUUUAGAGGAACCGCCAUAUAUUAACUUGGCCCCGCCGGACCCCAUCACCGGUAAAUGUUUGAUGGACAGAGGUGUUCAUUGUAGAGUAGCCACAGACUCGGAUAUUUCAGAGCUAGAUAUGACUCAGGCUCACAAAAACGGUAGCUAUUAUCAAUGUUGUUCGGGAUUCUGCAUCGAUUUAUUGCAAAAAUUCAGCGAAGAACUUGGUUUUACUUACGAAUUGGUUAGAGUAGAAGAUGGGAAAUGGGGUACAAAUGAUAAUGGGAAAUGGAACGGUCUGAUAGCUGAUCUUGUCAAUCGAAAAACCGAUAUGGUUUUGACAUCAUUGAUGAUUAAUGCGGAAAGAGAAGCAGUGGUGGAUUUUAGCGUUCCCUUUAUGGAAACCGGCAUUGCAAUCAUCGUCGCUAAACGUACUGGAAUUAUUUCGCCCACGGCAUUCCUGGAGCCGUUUGACACAGCGUCCUGGAUGUUGGUUGGAAUCGUUGCCAUACAAGCAGCGACGUUUACAAUAUUUCUCUUUGAGUGGUUGUCGCCAAGCGGUUUCAACAUGAAAAUUUCCUUUAACCAGAGUCCCUCCGCGUCACAUCGCUUCUCUCUCUUCAGAACUUACUGGUUAGUUUGGGCCGUUUUGUUUCAAGCUGCCGUGCAUGUCGACUCGCCUCGGGGAUUCACCGCCAGAUUUAUGACUAAUGUUUGGGCGAUGUUCGCCGUUGUAUUCCUCGCAAUAUACACUGCCAAUCUUGCCGCCUUCAUGAUAACCAGAGAGGAAUAUUAUGAUUUCACAGGUAUCGACGACAACCGCUUGAAGAGACCUACCUCUCACAAACCAAUGAUAAAGUUUGGUACCAUUCCCUGGUCACAUUCGGAUUCUACCAUAUCAAAAUACUUCAAAGAAAUGCAUGCAUACAUCCAGCCUUAUCAGAGAUCGAAUGUUAUUCAGGGAGUUGCCGAUGUACUUACUAGCGAAGUAGAUGCUUUUAUAUAUGACGGCACUGUUCUGGAUUAUUUGGCGGCGCAAGACGAAGACUGUAGAUUGUUAACUGUUGGAUCGUGGUACGCUAUGACUGGUUAUGGAUUAGCCUUUCCUAGGAAUUCUAAAUAUUUGAAAAUGUUCAACAAAAGAUUACUGGACUUUCGGGAAAACGGCGAUUUGGAACGCUUACGUCGUUAUUGGAUGACUGGAGCGUGUAAACCUGGAAAACAAGAACAUAAAAGUUCCGAUCCCUUAGCUAUGGAACAGUUUUUAUCAGCUUUUCUAUUAUUGAUGGCUGGAAUAUUAUUAGCAGCCUUAUUACUUCUAUUGGAGCAUCUUUAUUUCAAAUACGUAAGGAAACACUUGGCGAAAACUGAUCGUGGGGGAUGCUGCGCGUUAAUUAGUCUUUCAAUGGGAAAAAGCCUUACGUUUAGAGGUGCCGUUUAUGAAGCUCAAGAUAUUCUCAGGAAUCAUAAAUGUAAAGAUCCGAUAUGUGAUACGCACUUAUGGAAGGUUAAAAGAGAGCUAGAUGUGGCUCAAUUAAGAAUUAAGCAAUUGGAAAAAGAAAUGGAAACACAUGGUAUCAAGCCUCCUCCACCUUGUAGGCGCCGUCAACGUCCUAGCACCUGCAACUGUUUCACAUCCUGUCUGGAAUCUUCCGAGUCACUCGAUGUCAUUGUUUCCGGUGAACAAGCAAGGGCUAGAUUGAGAAAUAUAAAUCCAAUGGCUCGAGGCAGUGAUACAGACUUAUUUGGCCCAAGAACGGAAAUAGCUGAAAUGGAAACUGUGCUGUGAUCGAAAGAAUCUUUACAAGAAUUACCAACACCAAGAAUCAGCGAAUUGGUUGAGAACCGUUUUUCCUUCGAUAUAAGAAAAUAAAGAAAAUUAUGCUCAUGAAAGACAUUAUUACUUAAUGUCCAAUCGAUAUUGCUCAUUUCACUGAAAAUCUAAUGUUGAGAUAAAUUUAGUAGAUGUUUACCAUUUAAACAUAUCCUUAUAUGCAACCCAAUCAAACUAAAAUUGCUCUUGAUUUUCUACCUUUGGGAAUACUUGGAAUAUUCGAGGUGUUUUGAAAUUAUAGUUACAAAAUAUUGCUAUUGGACUGCAAACUGAUUACACUUUAAGCAAGAUUUAUUUUUUUUAAGCAGCUAUACUUCAAUCUCAAAUGGAUAGAGAUAAUUUACUUACAGUUACAGUGCAAUUCAUUCCUGUCCUGUCAAAUAAACAAAUAUAUCAAAAUUAUCCGAAAAGGUGUUUCUAUAAAGUAUUCAAAAUCUUGAGAAUUUAUGAACUAACGUCCUCUCAAUUUUAGUAGUUUAUCCAGGGAUUUGUGUUGAGCUUAAAAUCAAAAACACCUUGUUAUAUGAGGAUUUUUGAAUGAAAUUUUCAGUCCGUUUCCUAAAUUUUCUGGACUGUUUAACUCUUUUGAAACUUUGUACAGAGCUACUGCAACAAAAGGCAACUACAAGAGUGCCAAAAAUCCCUGCACAUCUUUGUAAAAUAUAUUUCCAUUGGUCCAUGUCAAUUAAAGAAAUAUAUUUAUAUAAAGGAUGUAAUGUGAGGCACUUCCAUUUUCAACAAGAUUAUGUCACAGCUCAAAGCUUAGAUUAUAAUAGUAGUCUUUGUGAAAAGGAAGUGUCUUUUGAUGUGUUGUAAAGUAAUAUUUUUUAACAUUCCAUGAAUUAAGACGAAAUCUGAUACAGAAUAAAGCAAUACACUUAUAUUGACAGAGAUUCUUCUCGAAAAAAAAGUGGGGACAAUAGAUUUUCAGGAAAUAAUUUUAAAUAAAAAGAAUGAGAACUAAUAAGGUGUAUUUUUUAUUGCCUGAGGAUAAAAUAAACUCUUAUGAUUACGGUGCAUUGUUAAUUAGUUUACAGUGAUUACUGAUAAAUUUUUGUGUCUCUCAAUUAUAUGUUUUUAAACUUCUAUACAGGGUAGAUCAACAGCAAUAUUAUCACCCUCAUGAUAAACUAUUUCAAAGUCUAUGUGUUAAAGAUAAUAAGUUUGACCUAAAGACAAACUAUUAUAUGUUUUAAUAAAUCUUUCAUACAAUCAAACCGUUUUGUCUUAAGAAACUGUUUUAUUCAAAAAAACUGCUCUUUAGGAACUCUUUUUCUCAAAAACAAACCGACAUUUAUCUUUAAAAACUUCAUCUUUCAAAAACAAAUCAUCAUUUGUCAACAGAAACUGUUUCUUUCAAAAACAAACCGAUAGUUGUUUUUGAAUAUUGUCUUUUACAGGGUCAAACAGACAUUUGUCUUAAGUAAAUGUCUUUGAAAUUAAUUCACAAUUCACAAUUUUUCAGCCAUAUAGGAUUCCAGAGAUGGCCCUUGUUUAAAUUUACUAACUUUCUAUUUCAAAGUUGUUGAAUUUGAAAAUAAAACUACAAUAAAUUAUAUUAUUAUUUUUCUUAUAGCUCAAAAAAGAUUUUAAUUCUAUUUUGAAAAGAGUUGAAUAGGAUUUUUACAUCCAGUUCUCUUGUGUUUCUUUAAAAACAAAUUCGAGAAGUUUUUAUGACUCUGCUGAAAUCGUACGCUGCAAAUAGUCGAUACAGAUGCGAUAAAACUGAUACCACACUAAUUACAAUUAACGUUAAAUGUGGAAAGGGUUGAUUUGGUGGAUCCUAUAUGGACCUAAGGCCACUUUACAUGAGACAAGAUUGAAAUAUUACUCGUUGUUAUACAAGGCUCUUUCCAUUGCCUUACAGCUGCCACUAACCAAAAUCCUCCUAAACAAUAAGAAAAAUUUACGCCAAAUGUAUUCAAUGGAUCAGCUGAUCUGACUAAUAUUUGUUUGGUUGUUAAUCCUAUUUCUUCAUAGAAUUCUAACUUUUAUGCAAUAAAAAUGACAUGAAAUCAAUAAAGAUGCAAGUGCAAGAUCUUGCCAAAAUCAAUCAGCAAAGCUCCAUUUUUUUGCCACCUGCAUUGUCUUUUACAUUGUCUUGCUCCAUGUAAAACUCAAUAAAAACAGCUGUUGUAGAUCAAUGAACUUGACCUUUAUUAUUAACAGUCAUUUUGAAAAUAGGAAGAAACUAUUUAGAUUUUACAGUUGAUGAUUAUGUUAAUUUUAAUUUAUAAUAACAACGAAUACUUUAUUCUAUCUUGUAAUAAAUAUUUACUGGAAAAAUGGUGUAUCAAAUUUGACAACACUAAAACUGCCAAAAAUAAAUAUUAUUUGUAUGAUUUUGAUUCUGUUGUUAAAUUGUUGAUCAUCCCUGUAUAUUUUCCAGCCGAAAAGCAAUAAACUAUUUUUAUUAUCAUAUAAGAAGAAUAUUUGUGGCGAUAUAUUAAGCAAUGGGUGUCAAUCGAUUGUUUGAUGUUGAUUAAAUUCAUAUUAUCCUGUAGAAUCAAUUUCCUAUCAAUUUCCAAAAUUGUCAGUGAACGUAGUUAUAUGUAUUUCAAAUACAUAACUUCAAAUAUUUUACCUAAACAAUACGGCAUUUUAAUGAAAACGUACAAUUGAGAAUAAAUAAAUUAGCCUCAAUCCAACAUAAUUAAUUUCCAUGAAUUUCAAGCUACGUUUUUGACAAAUCUAGCUGCUACAACGCUGGUUUCGGUAUUGUAAAAAUGAUAUGAUACGUCUGCAUCGUUGUACAGCUACCAUGUUUCGAUAAAAGUAUUUUUAAUACCAUUAGGUAAUAUUAUAAGGUCGAAGUUUCAUCGAGGCGAUCGCGAAAAGUGAUGAUGAUGCUCACGAUAAACAGGUGUAAUAUACCCUCGGUGUAAUGUGUAAUACAUCAGCUUUAUUCAUGGAUCUAAUUCAAAAUCGAUUCCGCAUCAGUUGGUGACCAUAUCAGGAUCGCUGUAAUGCGUGUCCUUGAUUACGAACCUAUUCAGUACGUCGAUUUACCCUGAAAGAUGCGCCAUCGAACCUUUAGCUCCCCAGCAAAAACUUUGGAACCGUUAUAACUGAUUCAUCAAUUAUAAUGGAUGAUGUGACCCAUAAACAAAGAAUUGUUACUAAAAAUUCAGAACUGAGCUAACUACGAUAAUUUUGUAAGUGCACAAACGAUCGACCCUUAAACUUGUAACGGACAAAACUAUCAGCUGGUGAAUCGUCAAGGAUUCUUCCAUGGGUGAAUUUCACUAAGCACUCAAAAUAUUCACGUUCACGACCACGGUCUUUCCUUUUUCGUUUAGUCCAUAGCGUUAUAGUCGUAAACUUAAGGUGAACAGAUUAUGAAGCGUUUAGAUCGUCAAGGUACAUAAUAACAAAAGCAAAACAAAAAAAUAAAGCAAAAGCUUUAAGGGGUUUCUUGUCAUCGAAAUUUUUAGUGGAGGAUUUAACUAAUUUACAUUAUAGUUUCAUCUGGCUUCUGCGGAGAUAGUAAGAUAUUUGGUGGUGUGGUACGUCACAACAAAGUACUACCUAACAAUAUCCCUUACCGCAGUGAAUAAUGAGAUUCUCAUGGUUGCCAUUUUUGUCGCAUGGGAUUUGAAAAUUGUUUUCAAGCUCACUUCGACCCAUUUCUUGACAUGGGUCGUCGUGAGCAUUAGUCUUGAGGUCAUUAGUGACGUUCUUACCUCGACCACAAUGAUCGGUAAUACCAUGUACCAUGCCCAAAAGUAUUUCAGAAGCUGUGAACGUUUAGGGUAAUGCACCACACAAAGAAUUCUAUGUGAAUCAUAAUACUUUUCAUUAAAAGUUCUAAAUCUUUAGCCGAUCGAUGCAUUCCAAAAUGGUUGACUAUAAUCACUGUUACAUUGAUUGAACAGAUAAGUUGUUUUCUUUUUCCUCCCAUUUGUACUUGUAAUGGCAUUAUUCGUUUAAUCAAAAUGUUAUUCGACUGGAAAUGGACUAUUUUAUUUCGAUUUAGUCCAACUUGAAUCAAAUGUAGAUAAGUGAAAAAAUUAUAUACGUAAAGCUCGAAAGUUAAACAGACCGUCACUUGUAUAUAAUAUUAUAUGUUAAAAAUAAAAUAAAAUCUAAUUGUCAAAAAACGGUAAUCAUAAACUAAGAUAAUGUUUAAAACAUAAUCAUAUAAAAUAUGUGUCUGAGUAACUUUCACAUGAUUUACAUUGUUGUUGCUGAAAUGUUGUUGCUGUUAUUGUUGAUGUUUUAAAGACACCGCUCUUCAUAUUGUAUUUUUAGUCGCAGAAAAUGGCUUAUUUUUAAUAGAAAUGUUGCCAAUAUAGUAGUGCACAUUUCACUAAUCACAUUUUCAAAAUGAAUUAAUGAAUAUGAAAUAUUCAUGUAUAAUAAAUUGAAAUUAAGCCAUUUUUAGGAUUAAUUAUUAUUAAUAAACUUACGUUAAAAGGCACGCACAUCAUAAUAAACAAUUGAUUUUUACUACUAGGUAUGUAAAUAAAUAACGUAUCUAAUACAUAUUUAUAAAUAAUUUAAGAGAACAUACAAAAUGUAUAAGUUAAAUAGAGACUAAUUUAAAUAUGUGUUUGAAUGGUCCGUAAAAAAUGGCUGUAAUAGGCCAGCAUUAAAAUAAACUUUUUUCCUAAUAAUUGAAUUAAUUAUUAACAACGACUGUAUUCACUAAUUUAUAAGUUAUUUCUAAUAUAUGUAAUAAUAAUAACAAGUUAUUAGGAAAAUAGUUGAUUAAAUUGUAAAAUUUCCAAGGUGUAACAAAAAUAAAACAAAUUUUUUAAGUGUUAUUGUUUUUGUUUCAUGUAUCUCCCAAAAACUCUUACGCCGUAACAUUUAAGGCCAUUUCGAAGUACUGUUUAUUUUUUUGAAUUAACACCAUCUAAAUUAUGACCCUCUCUACGACGGCACUCUUCUAACCGCGAACGGAAAUUAUUGAAAACUUUCUUCAGUAAUGCAGACGUAAUUGUAGCCAAAU
Molecule: messenger RNA, 8646 nt
Organism: Diorhabda carinulata
Lineage: Eukaryota; Metazoa; Arthropoda; Insecta; Coleoptera; Chrysomelidae
Gene: Nmdar2
Product: glutamate receptor ionotropic, NMDA 2B
Exons: 17
Coding region: 420-3647 (1075 amino acids)
Biological process (GO): monoatomic ion transport; synaptic transmission, glutamatergic; modulation of chemical synaptic transmission
Cellular component (GO): plasma membrane; postsynaptic membrane
Molecular function (GO): transmitter-gated monoatomic ion channel activity involved in regulation of postsynaptic membrane potential; NMDA glutamate receptor activity
Source: RefSeq, a predicted model, not a curated record